Cantharellus anzutake is the source of this 1083-nucleotide messenger RNA. RefSeq lists its product as uncharacterized. Lineage: Eukaryota; Fungi; Basidiomycota; Agaricomycetes; Cantharellales; Hydnaceae. The coding region runs from base 1 to 1083 and encodes 360 amino acids. The record is from RefSeq and is a predicted model, not a curated record. The transcript is spliced from 9 exons.
AUGGAAGGAUUCACCUUGCUGGAGGCUUUCCUCGACAGAGAACGCCGACCUUUUUUCGUCCUAGUGACAAGGAUACCCCAUACCCUUAUCAGUUCGCCAUUUCAGUCCAAAGACAACAUCGCGCACAUAGAUGGUUUCUUAAAGAAUGGGCGUGCACCGAAAACACUACGGAAGACAAGUCCAGUAGGAAUCGACGGUGAGAGAGAGGAAUUUUCUAGGCUGUCAACAGGAAGAGAUUCGGGGAUUUGUGGAACGACACAAUUCGUGGUUGACGGCGCAGAGGAGGAACCGGAUUUCCCUAAGCCAGAUUUGCCUUCAUUCAACUCCUGGAUUAGAAGAUGUCAAAUUAAACGGAUAGAAAGUCAGAAAUCAAGAAAACUCACAUCCGGAACAAUCUCUGUGACAUUUAAGCGCGUCUCUUCCUACUGGACUACGAAAACCAAGCUGGCGAAAAGAGACUCAAGUCAGCAAGAAAUUGGGUCCACCUUCGUAAGGAAAAAAAAAGUCCUUUUGCUUGAACUGAGAAAGGAUGUUGAUGAGCGUAAGGGCAAAGGGGAAGACCAGGGAGGGAAAGCAGUAUGGACCGGGAAGAGUAACGUCCUGUUUCGAAGAAUCAUGGUCGAACUGGAGAGGGGGUAUCAAGGAGGAUCUUACCUGCCCUCGGAUUUGAGUCCCAAUCAUAUGAUUCUGAUCCUCAUCAAGGGCCGAUCAAGCGCUAGAGACCCGGAUGUACAUCCUGAAGCAUUUGCGCUAGAGUCUGCCCCUCUGACUCUUUUGACAGACACAAGGGAGGGUCGAAGGCCCUUCCAGACCAAAUUGGAUGGGCGGCGUCACAUCAGGGUUUCCAUGAGCAAGCCCUAUGCCACGUCAUCCGUUGACAUUGGCUUGAUCAAAUCAGUGCAACCACGCCCUCCAAAUGCGCCACCAUUGAGAGUGGACCCGGCUGUGAGACGGACAUUCGUAGACCUGCGUGGAAGGGGUUGCCACAGGAAAGCAGGCCAGGUCCCUUCCGCAAGCAGGUACCAUGAAGCGGCAGAACCAUUUUGGAAACCUGUGGCCCAUAUCGCCCCGAAUUGCGAUUGA